UCCCGCGCUGUACAAUUGGUCUCUCUCUUCCUGCGGGUUAGUCAAUAAUUUAUUUUCUCUACUAACCAAAUUCCUCUCUAACAAAACUUUUCGAUAGUACGUUUCUGUUUCUUUUCUGCGCAUUAUGGAAUCUGAACCCUUAAAUUUGGAAAACGAUGCAAUGGAGUUCGAUAUGGGUUCUGCCGAAGAAGAUAACCUCAAUGCUUCUGGUGAGGAUUUAGGACUACAGUGUUCUUCUUCCGACUUAGAACCCUACGAGGGCAUGGAAUUCGAAUCUGAGCAGGCUGCUAGGAUUUUCUACAACUCCUAUGCCCGCAGAGUUGGGUUUGGCACUCGGGUCAGCGCUUAUCGACGUUCACGUCGUGAUAACUCUAUUAGUACCCGCCAAUUGGUAUGUUCCAAAGAGGGUUUUAACCCUAGGCCUGAUAAUGGUGCUCAACACAAACCCAAGCGACAGCGGAUUGUCUCUAGGGUCGGCUGUAAGGCUCACUUGACUGUAAAGAAACAGACUUCUGGUAAGUGGGCUAUUACUAAAUUCAUCAAGGACCAUAAUCAUGAGCUUGUACCCCCUGAUCAAGUCCACUUGAUUCGAUCACAUAGGCAUGUUUCUGGUCCUGCCCGCAGCUUGAUUGAUACGCUCCAAGCUGCUGGUUUGGGCGCUACUGGUGUUAUGUCUGUCCUAAUAAAGCAAUCUGGUGGGGUUAAUAACGUUGGUUUCACAAAAGUUGAUUGCCAGAAUUAUAUGAACCAAAGCAGGCAAAGGACUCUAGGGAGUGGUGCUCACUAUAUUUUUGAGUAUUUGAAGCAGAAGCAGGCUGAGGAUCCUGAUUUCUUUUAUGCUGUUCAAGAUGGUUCAUCGGGAAACAUCUUUUGGGCCGACUCAACCUCUAGAAAGAACUACUCUUAUUUUGGAGAUACAGUUACAUUUGAUACCACCUAUAGGACUCACCGAUACCGGGUGCCCUUUGCACCAUUUAUAGGAGUAAACCAUCAUUGUCAACCUGUUUUAUUUGGCUGUGCCCUGCUUCUCAAUGAAUCAGAGUCAUCAUUCAUUUGGCUAUUCGAAAAUUGGCUUGCUGCAAUGUCUGGUUGCCAUCCUAUUUCUAUAACUUCAGAUCAUGAUAGGAUCAUCAGGUCAGCCAUAUUAGACGUAUUUCCAGGCACUCGUCACCGCUUCUGCAAAUCCAAUAUUUUUAGAGAAGCACAGGAGAGGCUCUCACACUCACUCCAGUCAUUCCCCACUUUUGAAGCAGAAUUCCAUAAAUGUGUCAACUUGACUGAGACAAUUGCGGAGUUUGAAUUAUGUUGGGGAUCCCUACUUGGAAGAUACAAUCUGAUAGAUGAUGAAUGGCUUCAGUCAAUGUACGAUGCUCGACAACACUGGGUUCCAGUUUACCUUCGAGAUACAUUCUUUGGAGAUACAUCUAUUGCUAAAACUAGUGAUAGUACAAACUCAUUCUUCGAUGGAUAUAUAGAUGCAUCGACUAACAUUCACAUCCUAAUGAGUCAGUAUGAAAAAGCUACUGCAAGCAGGCAUGAGAAGGAGGUGAAGGCGGAGUAUGAUACCAUAAAUAUUGCUCCUAUUUUGAAGACCCCAUCUCCCAUGGAAAAACAAGCAGCUAACAUUUAUACUAGGGAAAUAUUUUUGAUGUUCCAACAAGAACUAAUGGAAACUUUGGCUUAUCCUGCAACUGUAAUUAAUGAUGCAGGAUCAGAUGUAAUAUAUCAAGUGGUAAAAUUUGGAGAGGACCAUAAAGUACAUUAUGUCCAAUAUAAUGUCGUUGAGAAGAAAGCUAGCUGUAGUUGCCAAUUGUUUGACUUUUCAGGUAUUCUUUGUAGGCACAUUUUAGCUGUUUUUAGAGUGAAAAAUGUUCUGAGGCUUCUAUCACAUAAUGUACUAAAACGUUGGACAAGAAAAGCCAAGAGUGAUGUUGUAUUGGAUGAAGACAAACUUGGAUUGCCAAGUAGCCAUAACGACUCCUUCACUGAUCGCUUUGAAAAGUUAAGCCUAGAAACAACUAACUACGUCAAAGAAGGAGUGGAUUCGAAAAGUGUGUACCUAGUUGCUAUGGAUGCUUUAUGUGAAGCUUCCAAGAAGGUUGCUGCUGCUAUGUGCGGUACUCCAGCACAGCCACUGAGUCAAGACAUGAACAAAGAAAAGGAAUUCAACUUGAAUGGAAAUCAAACUGAUUGUGAUGAUCCCAGCUUGCUGAGUCAAGAUGAGAAAAUUAAGGAAUUAACGACUGCUAUGGUAUAUGCAACUGAGACCUGUGAAGCUUAUCGAGCAAAAUUGUUGAGUAUCUUGAGAGAAAUGGAGGAGCAGAGGCUGAGAAUAUCUUUGAAGGUGCAGAGUAUGAGGCUUAAUCGAAUAACUUGAGCUAUAGAAGGCACUUCAAAUUCUUUGUAUAUAUACAUAACCAGUGGAGAAACUUGUGACUCCCAAAGUAUCUCGAGCACUUUUUGCCUCUCGGGAUUGCAUGUGUUAUCGU
Solanum verrucosum is the source of this 2489-nucleotide messenger RNA. RefSeq names its product protein FAR1-RELATED SEQUENCE 5-like. Lineage: Eukaryota; Viridiplantae; Streptophyta; Magnoliopsida; Solanales; Solanaceae. The record is from RefSeq and is a predicted model, not a curated record. The coding region runs from base 125 to 2377 and encodes 750 amino acids. The transcript has 2 exons. Gene Ontology annotation, molecular function: zinc ion binding. Gene Ontology annotation, biological process: regulation of DNA-templated transcription.